This is a messenger RNA of Drosophila persimilis, 1712 nucleotides long. It is a transcript of the gene Ate1, whose product is annotated as arginyl-tRNA--protein transferase 1. Lineage: Eukaryota; Metazoa; Arthropoda; Insecta; Diptera; Drosophilidae. Gene Ontology annotation, cellular component: cytoplasm. Gene Ontology annotation, biological process: protein arginylation. Bases 58 to 1503 code for a protein of 481 amino acids. The record is from RefSeq and is a predicted model, not a curated record. Gene Ontology annotation, molecular function: arginyl-tRNA--protein transferase activity. The transcript is spliced from 8 exons.
UUAUAAUAAAUGCGAAUGGAAGGGAAUGCUUGCAGUUGGAUCAGAUAAAAACGGAUCAUGAGUGUCAGCAUUGUGAAAUACUAUGGAAGCCAGCUCGGAAAAUGUGGAUACUGCACAGGCAUUAACUGCAGCAAAUCCAAUGGUAUGCAUGCAUAUCGCUUGGACUGCCAAGACUACCAAAAUCUCAUUGAUCGGGGCUGGCGCAGAUGCGGGAACUACUGCUAUAAGCUAAAGAACAAGGAGACCUGUUGCCCCUGUUAUACCAUCAAAUGUGAUGCAUUGGAAUUCAAGCUGACGAAGUCCAACAAGCGAAUACUUAGACGUAUGAAUCGAUUUUUGCGUGAUGGCAAACGUGACCCGGUCGAGCAGGCGGCACGCGCAGGAAAUGAGGAUGACGUAACUGCGAGUGUGGAUGCACCUGCCAGCGAGCCGCAGCCUCAGAUGCCAGAUAAGAGUCCAGCUGUAAUCAAUGUGGAACAGGCUGUGUUACUCGCAAAGGCUCAAAAAUCAAAAGCAAAGCCGGCCAGAGCUGCACAGGUGCCAUUAACCCAAUCGCCAUCGCAGGGAUCCACCAAAUCUGCGGCGGUGAUAUCAAAUAAGCCGUGCAAGAAAGCCAAGCAGAUGCGCUUGGAACGCCGGCAGGCUAAGUUGGGUGAUACCGCACAGCAAUCAUCACAGAAAGCAUUCACGCAGGAGAAGAGUUUAACUGACUUUUUAUCGGCAACCAGCGAAACAAACAAGCAUCAUCUGAAGAUCGUUUUGGUCGAUUCCUCAGACACACAGCAUACGUGUGCCGAGGAGGUACUAGCACUGUACCGAAAAUAUCAAGUAGUCAUACACAAUGAUAAUCCUGCACGCCUCACCCUAGCUAGUAUGCAGCGGUUUUUGAUCAAAUCUCCCCUUAAGAACGAAAAGCCAGAUGAUGGGCCCGAAAUGGGCUAUGGAUCGUUCCAUCAGCAGUAUUGGCUCGAUGAGAAGUUAAUUGCCGUGGGCGUUAUUGAUAUCUUGCCUGGGUCGGUUAGCUCCGUGUACUUCUUUUACGAUCCAGACUACAGUUUUCUCUCGCUGGGAACAUAUGGCUCGCUGAGGGAAAUCGAUUUCGUACAGACGAUUGCUGCCACUACGCCUGCCCUGAAAUAUUACUAUAUGGGCUUUUACAUACACUCCUGUCCGAAGAUGCGCUACAAAGGAAAGCUGUCUGCCUCAUAUUUGCUCUGCCCAGAGACUUACGUGUGGAUACUCCUCACCGACGUCAUUCGUUCUAAGCUAGAUAAAAACAAGUAUCAACGCCUAAAUGAAGAUGCAGCUGCUAGAGAUGUAAACGAGUUCUUACUUGAGCAUUUAGAGGAAGUACUGCUUCUGCUCGACGCCACAACCUGCAUGCAGUAUAAGGAUUAUGUUCAGAUUACUGGCACUGAUAGCGAUCGCGUCGAGAUUAUUGAAUACAGCGAGCUAGUGGGAAAAGUAUGUGCGCAUCGCAUGCUUUAUGUUAACAUGGCCUGAGAGCCAAUUUUAUUUGUUAAUCUGUUAUCUAUCUGUUCUAAAUCAAAAUUUAUCAGUCAAAAUGCCUCUUACUAUUAUUUCUGCUUAAAAACUAAAGGAAAUUGUUAAUUAAUAUGUUCUAAGACAUGCCAAGAUAUAUGAUAUGUAUUAAAAGUGAAUCUUCAUGUGAAAAUCGAUCUAAUAAACAUGGAAUUCAUUAGGAAAUUUUA